UUGCCUGUGAAAAACAUCUUUUAAAUAAUUAUAAUUUUUAUUUUAAUUUUGUUUACUACAUCAUUUAUGUAAUAUCCUAUCAAAUCAAAUACCUAACAAUCAUCAUCAUCUGAUAAACAUUAAGUUUCUCUCCAAUACUGUCUAAAUAAAGGAAGUUAAAUAUGUUCUUCUGCAACUGUUUGAAUAUAGUUGGUGAAUUAAUAAAUGGCCAAAAAAAGGAUGAUAAAUCCAAAUCUAAAGUUAAUCACUUACAAUUCUGUACGACAAAUUCAUUAUAUUAUGAACUGCUUGACUUUUUUAAAUUGGCCUUAGGAUUUACGUGUGAUGAGGCGAAAAUCAAUGUCCAACAUCCGAUUUUCGUCAGUAAGAUUAAGACGAAUAAGUGGACAGUGAGUAAAUGCUUAAAUUGUGAUUGCAACGUCUAUGCAGUGUCUGACGAUGGCAGUCAUGAGAUAUUGGUGAAUGGAAAUCUGUUGCGUGACAAAAAUGCCAUGUCUGAGAUGAUGAAGAAUGAACAUUAUUCGAUGCCAUUUAAAAUAAUUCUCAAACAAAUUGAUUUACUUCCAAAUACAAUCAAAUCAACAAUCAAUGAUGAUGUUCAUGUCAAGAAUCUAUUCACAAAGUUACAAGACUUUAUAUCGCAUGAUGCAAUCGAAACUGAGGAUGAGAUCCGAAAGCUUCAGAAUAGGAUGAGUGAGAGAAGACAAAAAGCUGAGAAGGAAUUAAAACUCAUCAUGACACUUGUUAGCUCGAUUGAAUCGAGUAGCAGUGACAAUUUUAGCACCCUAGAAAGUACAAAUGAUCAUAUUCAAUCGUUAUAUUCAACUCCACCGGUUACACCAGAAAGUGCUCAAUUAAUGACAAUUGAUCAAUUACCAUCGCAUCCAAUCAUAAAGCACGUUGAUCAUAAUCAUAGAGAAGGUAUCUCUAAGCAUAACAACGCUAUUAUGAUGCAGCAGAAAGUCACAAGAACGAUUGACUUUGAGGAUGACAUUUUUGAGUUGGACGGAAUGCAGAAUAGCGAAACGAUUGAAGAGAAUGAUCGCUAUCAUAAAUAUUCUGAUACAGAAGGUUCUGAUGUUGAAGAAAUGAUUACCGAGAAGCGACCUUAUGCGCGAGGACGUUCUGGAUCGUUAGCCAUUGCACGAAGCGCACCCAUUUCUAUGCCUCAAUUUUUAAACCAUGCUAAUCCUCAUCUUGAUGAAAAAAAUAUCAAUAAUGAUCAUGACAUUGCUUCAAGCAUUAAACUAUUAGCUAAAAGCAUACACGCAGAUUCCAUUUUUGGGGAAUUGCCAAACAGUCGUCCAAUUUUCAAGUAUAAUACUGACUUUUAGGAAUGCUCCUACAACUUUUCAUGUUAUUUUUCAUCAUUUGACAAAUUUUUUAUCCCAGCUACAUUUUUUAAUUCCUCAAUUUUAAUGGACUUGAUACAAAGAUGAAAAAUUAUUAAGAAAUCAAUACGAUAACAACUUUUUCAAAUGAUAAUAAUUACAUAUAUUUUGCUGAUUACAUGAGUAUUAAGCUCAUCAAUAAAUGUUUAAGAUAUUAAAACAAACUUGUCUUUAUUUUGUUUUUUGC
This is a messenger RNA of Chironomus riparius, 1578 nucleotides long. The record is from the annotation of a GenBank genome assembly. NCBI's taxonomy places the organism in Eukaryota, Metazoa, Arthropoda, Insecta, Diptera, Chironomidae.